UCGGGGAUCUAACAAAAAACCUUCUGGUUCUAGAGUUUUAAAUCUUCUCUAGUUGAAUCUACUUUAAAUGCGUUUGUGCUCAAUAAAACAUUAUUUCUAAAUACAUACGCCAGCUCGUGUAUACAAAUUGUAGUCAUCUUCAUAUCCUAGCGGCUUGAUUUAACGCUGGGAACUUACGCACGCUUUUUAAAGUUUUAUUGCUUUCAUGCGCGUUUAGCUACAAACUUUUGACUUCGGAACGAGAUCGCGUCCAUCCAGCGACCGCAGUUUACUCCUUGUUUCAGACCCCCUGGGUCAGUCCGCCAGCUGCUGCCGUCCGUCUCAGGGAGUUUUACGUGCGGAAACAACGCGAUUUCUUUUCUCUCUCUCUUUGCGUCCGCCGAGGGUGCGAUCUGGGCAGCGACACUCGGCGAAGCUCUGCCCUGCGCGCCUCAGGUGGAGCGCAGCGUGUUCGGCGAGUUUGCGCGCUGUUCUCGGUCGCUGUCUCCAUUUCCACCCGCAGCACUCCGCGUUGACAAGCGCUUCUAUCCUCACUUCGCCUCUCCGACUUGCUCUCAUCACCCCAGUUGGUCGAACUUCCCGCUCCACUCGGAAGACAGAAGACACCCCCUCGGCGGUUCGGACAGCAUCGGCAGAGCGAAGGAACAGCCAACAUUUCGGAGCAAUGCCUUCUCUACCCACGGGUGGCGCAGAGUGGCCAUCGUAUUCUGAAGCCUUUUCAACAAACAGAUAUGCUGAGAUGCUUGUAGCUUUCCUCAGGCAGCGAGAGCUGUAGGUGUCCUCCAGGGCUGGGAGCUGUGUCCCGAUGAUCUUCUGUGCGCUAGAGACAACCCGCCGAAGUGCUUUCCUAUCAGCUAGAAUGUUUUACAGUACCCUUCUUUUAUUUAUCAUAUCUGGACUCUUGUACGGUGAAGAGACAACUAGUCGUGGAGGAGCUCGUGGGGCAGUUCCCUCUCCCGGGAAGGGGUUGUCCGGGAGGAGAAAGGACAAGGAGGACGUCUUGGACUCCAGCCAGGCUGCUCUCAUUGUAAUGGAUCGGCGUUACGUGCGCAGGGACUGGUGCAAGUCCCACCCUCUCAUCCAGACCCUGAAGGAGGAAGGGUGUGUCAGCCGCACCGUCAUCAACCGCUUCUGCUACGGGCAGUGCAACUCGUUCUACAUCCCGAGCUACGAGUACGGCGGAGAUCCCUUCCGCUCCUGCUCCUUCUGCAAGCCGAGGAAGUUCAACACCGUCACCAUCUCCUUCAACUGCCCCAGCCUUCGGCCUUCGUCCAGACGGAGGCGGAUCCAGCUGGUGAAGGAAUGCCGCUGCAUCUCCAUAGACCUGGAGUAGGGCACGGUGGGGAAAAGCUGCUGUCUGUUUUCAGAGUGGCACUUUAUAAACCUGGGAAAUCAGCCCAAUGGGCAGGAGGACUCCACGAUGCGUAUAAACGAAACCCAUCCAGGUGAAAUCAAGCAUAAGCAUGCAAGUUGGCAACUGUUUCAAUAAAUCAUUAAAUUAUGUAAAUGGUAAAUCAGUCACGGAAUCUAAAAAGCCAUUCUUUUUUAAACAAAGAAACAUAUGAUAAUCUACGGUGAAGAAAAUGCUAUCUGAUGAUUGGAAAGGAAAUCAAGCAGGUGACUGCUAAAAAAAAAUCAAUCUUCCUUAAGAAGCAAGCUUGUUUCUGGGCAUGCACUUCAUCUGCCUGUGAAGAACUGCAGGCCAGAUCCCAAUGUGGGUUCCAGCUCUGCUGAACAAUAGCUUUCUUUCAUUUUAGGCAGUGCUUUUGACCUUUGCAAAUGUGCCAUUGUGUAUUGUUCUUUGAGGGGAGGGGUGGUUACGCUGUCAUUUGAAACCACAAUAACCAAUAAAUACAAAUCUUAACAUCAUUGAUGAUGGUGCUUUCUCAAUGAAGUCUUGUCGUGAGAUGAUCUGGGACUGAUAGUUUUGAUAAAACUGAUAUUGACGUGACUGGUUACUUUCUGUACCGCCAGCCUGCAGGUCACCCUCGGGCAAGGUGUAGCACCUGCUUAGCCCCCCGAUCGGGGUCACGUGAAGCCACGGGAGCAGGUGGUGGAUGGUCGUACGAGCAGCCGGUGCAGAUCACAAGUCCUGGUUAUGCGACCGCUGACGCAAGGCAGACAAUCUCUGAAGAGUAUUGAUAAUGGCUGGGUUCACCCAUCUUGUGAAGACAACGGUAAAGCACUUCUGAAGAAAAAUUUGCCAAGAGCAAUCAUGGUCACGAGACCAUGAUCGCCCACAUCAUACAAAUUAGAAUCAGGUUUGCUAUUACCGACAUACGUCACGAAAUUUGUUGUCACGGCACUUGAUGAUGGUGAUGAUGUGUACGAAUUUAAUAUGGGCUAAGAUCUGUGUUCAGAAAGAGCAGAAAGUAAUUCUAUGUGAACCAAAGUAAUCAGAACAUAGCAAACAACCCCCCCCUGCAACCCCACUUCACAGAGUGAAUAACCACCCUUUGCCACACUUUUGGACUGUGGGAUUUGAGGCUUUGCAACCGUGGUUCGUUACUUUGAUUCAAAAAAUGAAAAUAUGCUCAAGCAACCUCCAAUCCAGUAUCUUGAGAUAUCACCAGUCAUUGGGCCAACCACCGAACCUAGCCAGGAAUUGGUUACACAAGAAAUGAGACGGAUGUUUAUCUCCCUGUGACCUCUUAAGUGUAUGUUCCUGUUCAGAAUGUGUAGCUUCCCAAGUGAAUUUUCUUUAAAUCAUUUCAGAAAGGCUAUUCUUGCUUCAGAGCAUUAUUGUUGUUUGUUAUCGAUUAAAGCUUAGAGUCAUUGAACCCUCCAGCACAAAUGUAGGCUAUUUGGCCCAUCCAGUCCAUUCUGAACUAUGAAUCUGCCUAGUCCCAUUGACCAUAGCCCUCCAUCCCCCUUCCAUCCAUGUACCUAUCCAAAUUUCUCCUAAAUGUUGAACUUGAACCCACCUCCACUGGCAUCUCCUUCCACACUCUCACCACCCUCUGAGUGAAGAAGUUUCCCCUCAGGUUCCCCUUAAACUUUUCACCUUUCUCCCUUAAUCUCAAACUCAGUGGGAAAAGCCUGUCCUCAUUUACCCCUCAUAAUUUUGUAUACUUCUAUCAAAUCUCCUCUCAUUCUGCUACGCCCUGAAGAACAAAGUCCUAACCUAUUCAACCUUUCUCUGUAAUCCAGGUUCUCAAGUCCUGGCAACAUCCUUGUGAAAUUUUUCAGCACAUUUUCAAUCUUACUUACAUCUUUCCUGUAGGUAGGUGACCAAAACUGCACACAAUAGUCCAAAUCAGGCCUCACGAAAGCCUUGCACAACUUCAACACAACAUCUCCUGUACCCAAUACAUUGAUCCAUGAAGACCUAUGUGCCAAAAGCUUUCUUUAUCUCCCUAUCUACCUGUGAUACCACUUUCAAAGAAUGAUGGAUCUGUAUUCCCAGAUCUCUCUCUGUUCUACAGCACUCCUCUGUGCCCUAAUGCUCGCUGUGUAAGUCCUACCCUGGUUGGUCCUCUCAAAGUGCGACACCUCACACUUGCCUGCAUUAAACUCCAUCUGCCAUUUUCCAGCCCAUUCUUCCAGCUGGUCCGAACCCUGCUACAAGCUCUGAUAAUCUUCCUCAUCGUCCACUACGCCCCAAUCUUGAUGUCAUCCGUAAAUCUGCUGAUCCAUUUGAUAUGGAAGACAAACAAUGGGUCCAUCACCGAUCCCUGCGGCACUCCUCUCGUCACAGGCCUCCAGUCAGAGAGGCAACCAUCUCCUGCAAGGCCAAUGUCUAAUCCAAUUUGCAACCUCGUCUUAAAAAUCCUUAAAGAUAUUUUUAUUCAGUUUAUUAAGUAGGAGGAUUGUGAGGAAGAUGGUCAAAGAAUCCAGCAGGAUGUACAACUUCUGGAAAUUUGGGCAGGGAAAUGCACAUCCGGAUAAGUGUGAGGUGUCACACUUUAGAAGGUCAAAUUCAAACUUCAAAAUAAUUUUUAUUAUCGGAGCACAUAUAUGUCACCAUAUACAACCCUGAGAUUCAUUUUCUUAUGGGCAUACUCAACAAUUCUGUAAAUAUAAAGGCAUUCAUUAGUUUUGCGAGAACAUGGAUCUGU
Molecule: messenger RNA, 4058 nt
Organism: Mobula hypostoma (lesser devil ray)
Lineage: Eukaryota; Metazoa; Chordata; Chondrichthyes; Myliobatiformes; Myliobatidae
Product: gremlin-1-like
Exons: 4
Coding region: 806-1333 (175 amino acids)
Biological process (GO): animal organ morphogenesis
Molecular function (GO): receptor ligand activity; BMP binding
Source: RefSeq, a predicted model, not a curated record